GGGAGAAGAAAAGAAGGACCCACGUUUUCCCUCCAAAAUCCAAAACAGUCUCUCUCUUCUCUCCUUCCUCCCUGAGUGCCCUUCGAAAUUGAACCCAUCAUUUUCAGCAACGAAUUCAAUGCUCUCUCUCUCUUCUGUGCCGUGCGCUUUCUGCAAUCAACGAUGAAACCCCUCUCCUAUAAAUCCCCCAAUCUCACUCUCCCUCACUCUCACUCCCACUCCGCCCAUCGCCGCCGCUUACGAAUCGCCGAUAUCCUCCUCUCCGACGAAGAUUUCAUGGACGGCGUCCAAAAAACGCCGCCCUCGCCGAGAAGCCGCUACUCGCCUCGCCGGCUCGUUGCUUGGUUGCUGGCGGCGCUCAAACCAACCAAACACCACCGACGCUGCCUAAGCAACGCCACCGAUUCAGAGACGCCGUCGUCGUCGCCGAUCACCAACGAUCUAACACCAGGAGAGUUACAAUUGAACGAUGCAUCGUUCAAGGUAGGAGUUGGUUGUGGAUUGAUGUAUCUGAUUGCAGCGAGUAAGAACGAGUUUGGGAAGAUGGUUGAGUUGCGGAAAGAAAUGGAAAUGCUCCUUCAAAACGUGAAAGGAGAGUUAGAAAGUAAAGGCGGCGGCGCGAUUCUUAAGCCAUUCAAACAAAGUGAUGAUGGUGGUGGUGGUGGUGGAGCCUUUGCCUGUUCCAUUACUGAUGUUCCUGAAUUUUGUUCUAGCUCUAACAGCCAUUUGUCAGUUCACUCGCGGAAACCGCGUGCUCAGCUGGAGAGUAAAAGCAAUAUGGUUCGUAACCGGUUUCUGGAUUAUGGGGUGAGUGAACAUGAUGAGUAUGCUGGAGAAAUUACUGAGCUUCAGGAGGAAUUUGAAUUUGAGUUACAACGGUUGCAGCUGUAUUUGGAUGGAGAAGCUGCAUUUGAAGAUGCACAAGGAGGAAGAGUUGAGGUAAAUGUUAAAGACUCUUGUUCUGAAAGCAAUAGCUCAAGUUUCGGUGAAAUAACAAUGGAGCCUCAGGUAGCAAGUUAUGAUGUAUCAUUUGGAGUCCCUCCAGUUGAACUAGAGAGAAGGUUGCAUGAACUACUUGAAACAAGACUGCAUGAACACAUAACAGAGCUGGAGUCUAAAUUAGAAUGUACCACGCAGAAGCUUGAUGAGAAAGAGUUAGAGGUUACUUGGUGGAAAGACACUGCUCGACUCAUCGCACUACAUGUUCCAGAAACUUAUCGAUUUACUUUCCAACUUGAUCCUGACACUGAUUUGAAGUUGAGACAAGUUGUAGGGUAGCUUUUGAAUAAUGUGAAACUGAUUAAUGGCAUGUUGCUUGAACAGAUCUUUUUUCUCAAGUUUUUGGUUUAGUCCUCUCCAUUAAAGGGUUGGGAGGAUAAUGUCCAAUAGGUUUUGCAAUGAACUAAUGAUCAAUGAGACUAUAGAAAACGAAAGAGUCAAAAUAGCCUUUAAAAUUGUAGAGUGGUACUCAUGAUGUGUGAAAGUGAUUGUUCUGUUGUGGAGCUUUUUUGAGAUUAUUCUAAAGAGUAAAAUACACUCCCCUCCCUUGAGGUUUGCCAAUA
This is a messenger RNA of Lotus japonicus, 1562 nucleotides long. Its product is annotated as protein POLAR LOCALIZATION DURING ASYMMETRIC DIVISION AND REDISTRIBUTION-like. Lineage: Eukaryota; Viridiplantae; Streptophyta; Magnoliopsida; Fabales; Fabaceae. The transcript is spliced from 3 exons. Gene Ontology annotation, biological process: asymmetric cell division. The record is from RefSeq and is a predicted model, not a curated record. The coding region runs from base 163 to 1278 and encodes 371 amino acids.